This is a messenger RNA of Cannabis sativa, 1825 nucleotides long. Its product is annotated as GCN5-related N-acetyltransferase 6, chloroplastic. The transcript has 8 exons. NCBI's taxonomy places the organism in Eukaryota, Viridiplantae, Streptophyta, Magnoliopsida, Rosales, Cannabaceae. Gene Ontology annotation, molecular function: acyltransferase activity, transferring groups other than amino-acyl groups. The record is from RefSeq and is a predicted model, not a curated record. Bases 763 to 1569 code for a protein of 268 amino acids.
UUCAAUUAAUUUAAUAAGUAAAUUGGAUAAUUCUCAUUUGUACAGUACGGAUUUCAAUGGAAUGGAUAAAAGGAGAUAUAUCUCUAAUAGAGAGAUUUACAUCUUUUGUUUACAAAUAUAUGAAUAUGAUACGUUUACUGCUUACAACCACAUGAUUGGUGCACCGGCUGGUCUGUCCCAGCCAAUCAACACACAAAAGACAAAUCUUUAACGUUGCUAUGCUGUCAAACACACACAUUUUUGGUGAACACCCAACUAUGAUUUGGAAUUUGGAUAAUAUGAAUGUAAGACUCUUGAGUUUUAAACUCUUUCGACCUUUCAAUACAAAUAGAGGUCCAGAAACCAGCUUAGAUUUACUGCGUCACCAUUGAUGUGGGGUACCAUACUGCGGGUCCCAUCUAACAUGGGAAAGUAGAAACAGGACAGACCCAUGAAUGAUCUGGUUCAAUCUCUUCAGAGGCUUCUUUUUACUAUAAAUAAGCUCAUAAUGUCCUUGUGGAUCUUUUGUCUUAUCCUCCAUUUGUGGUCAACCACUUGUCAAUCAUAGCGUUAUUAUAACUGCUGUUAUAUCCAUAACUUCGUACUCUGGUAUCAUUUUUUUUCCCAAUCUUCUAUUAGUUUUAAUCGCCAGCUACCCUACUUGCAGGCAUCAAAGGAAAUUUCACAUGCUGGGAUUGGUUUACACCAUUCUCAAUAAAUAAAAUCUCGUUUUUGCAGAAGAAUUCUUCCUCCAGGAGAGAUUCUGGAGGAAGAACUGCUCAAAUGUCGACAAUUUCGAUUCACAGGCUUCAGUUAUUGAGUUUCUCCCAUGGCAGAAUCAAAUCACAUAGAAGAUUUCACAGAACCUAUGCCAUUACCAUGACAAUGGAUGCCAAAUCUUCUGAAAAAAAGAAGAUUGAAGAAAUUUCUGUACAGAUUCCAUCAUUAUCGUCACCUAUUACUCAACGUGAAUUAUUAAAAUCAUCUGAUCUGCAAUUUAACCGGCUGCAACCAUCAGAAAGAGAUUUAAUUCAAGAAAAAAAACUUGAAUUUGGACAUUUUGUUGCAAGAGACGCCAUUCUUGAUGAAGAAUUCUGGACUGCAGCAUGGCUUCGUGCAGAAAGUCACUGGGAGGAUAGAUCAAGUGACAGAUAUGUCGAUAACCACAAAAGGAAAUUUGCAGAGCAGGUAAAAAAGGAAACGAAGAAUGUGAAACGCACAGUACUGAAAAGUGUGGUUGGAACUCUCGAUUUGAGCAUUCGGUACUUGUUGCAUGGAGAAACCUUUCCAGGGGAACGGGUGAAAGCUCCUCUCUUCUGCAGCAUAAACCGUACAUCCCAAAAUAGAUAUGGUUAUAUUGCAAACUUGUGUGUUGCCAAAUCAGCACGUCGCCAGGGUAUUGCAAGUAAUAUGCUGUAUUUUGCUGUUGAAUCAGCUAUUUCAGAUGGUGUUGAACAGGUUUAUGUGCAUGUGUAUAGAGAUAACAAAGCUGCGCAAGAGCUGUACCGCAAGAUGGGUUUCGAGUUGGUUCAAAUGGCAAGCUCUCAAUUAUUAGAGGAGGGAACGUUCUUGCUUUGCUUCAAAUCCUGAAAACCAUUCGACUCAAAAUUUAUCUCUUGGUGUAAAGAAACAUAUUCUAGGUGACUUGUAGAAUAUCUAUAGGCUGCUAUCCAAAGCGAGAAGGAAUGUUUUUGGUCAUUACCUUCAAUUUGUAAUAUCUUGUUCAAUAGGCUUUGAACAAUAUUCUUCUAUAUUUUAAUUUUUUUUUCUUUUAUGUAAUUUCUGCAAGUUGAAAUGGAAAACAGGAAGAAAAGAAAAAUAGAGAAGCUGUCAUUUAUAUCCUUUC